This is a messenger RNA of Striga hermonthica, 1527 nucleotides long. Lineage: Eukaryota; Viridiplantae; Streptophyta; Magnoliopsida; Lamiales; Orobanchaceae. The record is from the annotation of a GenBank genome assembly.
AUGAGGAGGGAGAACCUGGGCGCGGACGUUGCGGCGUGGGAACUUGCGCGACGCGGAGCAGCAAGAAAAGGUUCGAAAAUGGCGUGUAGGCUUGCUUUGAGAACCGUUUGCUUGACCGACCCAUGGCUGCCUAUGUCUUCUAUUAACAAACAAUCAUCCAUUUUUUCACCAAUUGUAUUAAUCCGCCGGAAAAUUGCAUCACCAAAUUCAAAUUGCGGUUGUAAAACCGCAAUAGUGGCAAAACGCUGCAAUUUCUCAAGGAACAGCUCAAAUGACGUGAACUCGUCUUUACCUGGUGCUGAUUCGGAGCAAGGCCCUCCUCAAGAAGCCGUUUUGAAGGCUAUAUCAGAAGUUUCCAAGGCUGAAGGAAGAGUGGGACAAACUACUAAUGUAGUUAUGGGAGGUACAGUUACGGAUGAUUCAACGAAUGAGUGGCUUGCUCUAGAUCAGAAGGUGAACUCAUAUCCAACAGCUAGAGGAUUUACUGCAAUUGGAACUGGGGGGGAUGACUUUGUUAACGCUAUGGUUAUUGCCGUUGAAUCAGUUCUUCAACACCCUAUUCCACAAGGUCAAGUGAAACAGAAGAUAUCCUCGGGUGGCAAAUAUGUAUCUGUGAACAUUGGACCUGUUCAAGUUGUUUCCAGUGAGCAGGUACAAGCGGUGUAUAAUGCUAUGAGAAGGGAUGACAGGAUGAAAUACUUUUUGCACAUCAAAUAUGUGGCUUGUCCAACGGCGGCAAGUCCAAGGCCUUCACAUAGAACAAGAAGGGCGGUCGAAGAGAUUUCAACAUUUGUUUUGACAGAAGGCGUGACUAAUCGAGAACUUGUUCUCGAGGCGGAGGAUUGUCGGCUUGAUGCGAGCAGCGUUGGUGAAGGUGGUGUUGGAGGGGCUGACGGUUCAGGCUCCAACGCCGCUAACGGCUGUAUCACUGGUGAAGGAGAUGCCAUGUUGGAGCAAUUUGCAAGAAUUGUAGGAAAACCCAGCCACGGUUCGUCGAUCCCGGCACGCCACCUCCGCCACAACCGCAACGAGCUCGCCGGUCACCUUGCCGCCGUCGUUAGAACCGCUGCCACCACCGUUCGCGAGCCCGCCAACUCGUCGACGGCCACCGCAAUCGCCGCCGUUAACAAUCCUCAACAUCGCCUCCUCAUUCAAACACCAGUCUCACCUCAUCCGUUAGGCUACAGCUUCCUCGCCUCCCAUCCGCCAUCCGCCUCCGACGUCUCCGCCUCCGACGUCCGCCAUCUUCUUCCAAUCGAAGCAACCGGCCCGUCGCCGCCACCACCCACUCCACUAACAUCGCCGCCGAAAACAUCCCCCACGUCGCCACCUGCCACCACCGCAACCGGCCCACUGCAUCUCCGCCAUGUCACCCCACCAAAAAAGUUUCAGGUCCCCGCCGGCGAGACCACCACCCGCCUGCCGCGCCGGCCCUCGCCCGCUGCUACUGAGCCCGUCGCCGCCGCAACCCCGUCGUACUGUCGCCGGCAGAAAAGCAGACGACAGACAAGAACUUUGCAUAUUUGA